Molecule: messenger RNA, 3136 nt
Organism: Calliphora vicina (urban bluebottle blowfly)
Lineage: Eukaryota; Metazoa; Arthropoda; Insecta; Diptera; Calliphoridae
Product: zinc finger protein 717-like
Exons: 3
Coding region: 105-2075 (656 amino acids)
Biological process (GO): regulation of transcription by RNA polymerase II
Cellular component (GO): nucleus
Molecular function (GO): RNA polymerase II cis-regulatory region sequence-specific DNA binding; DNA-binding transcription activator activity, RNA polymerase II-specific
Source: RefSeq, a predicted model, not a curated record
AAAAUACAACAAAAAGAAAACAAAUUAUUUACGAAUUAAAAGAAAAGUGAAAAAGAUUUUUCCAACUUAUAAACAAAGGAAAAUAUACAAUAUAGUCAACCAAAAUGCCCGUGAACAUUUUACGACCUUUUUCCUCUCCUUCCCUGAGAAGAGAUCGGGAUACCAUAAUGUUGGAAACUGAUGGUGCCAGCAAAUGCGCCGAAAUAUUUGUUACAAAUAAUGCCGACAAAUGGACAUUUUUCUGUAACUAUUGUCAAAUGGCUGCCAAUGAUAUAGGAGUUUUCAUAUGUCACAUUAGAUUGGAACAUUUAAAUGUACGGCCAGAUUCUGCCAGACAAAGCAAUAAUACCAAACGGCCUGAGGAAAUAUUUACAAAUUCUCAACAGCAGUCAGCUUUAAGUGACAUUAUUAAAGAAGAAUCAACUGUUGGCAGCAAUCAAGAGGAUUUACAAGCCAUUUCGCUGACCGAAAAUAAUGAAUCAAUGAAUCUCAUUGCUUGUAAGAAUUCCACACAAACAUCUCAAGAUCCUGGGCCAGAAAUGAACCAGUCCGUUUUUACAAUAAUACCAAUAGAUAGACAACAAACUCAAAAACAAUUAAGGUCUGAGUCUAAUACAGAAGCAAUCAACGAAUUCGAAAAGGAUGAUGAAAUAUAUGAUGAUCUUGAUAUCGAUAAUGAUGAUGCAGAUGAAGAUGAUGGUGAUGACAUGGAUUCUGAAAGUAACGAUGACAAUGAAGCCAGUGGUAGUAAGACGAAAAUAAUGAGAAAGAGUAAAUCCCUAGCGGUAGACAGUGACAUAUCGCCCGUCAAGUGUCCAUAUUGUACUAUUGUAUUCAAAACUAAACAUAGCGCUGCCGGACAUAUAAUACGUAACCAUGACAAAGAAUUGCCCAUAAAAUGUGAAAAGUGCCAAAGAGGUUUUCUCUCCACAAAUGGUUUAAAAAUACACAUAAAAUACCAUGAUGCAAAUAAGCAUAAAGAGUGUCCGGUGUGUAAAACAGAACAUUUAGAAGUCUACUUUAUUACACAUGUUCUGACGCACGAAGGCGACAAAUGCUUUCCUUGUCAGGUCUGUGGCGAAAUAUAUACCAGUUAUUACGAACGUCUAAAACAUUGGAAUACCCAUGCAAAAGAGAAACCGUUUGCUUGCAGUAUUUGUUAUCGGCGCUAUAGUAAACUACAGUAUCUAAGGCGUCAUUUGAAAAGCCACAAUCAAUAUGAAUGUAAUUUCUGUUCAUUAAAAUUUAAUUCAUCUAAAGCUCAACGAUAUCCUUAUGUUUGUACGGAAUGUGAAGAAUUGCCUGAUAUAAAGCAGAAGAUAGAACAUUUAAAUUCAUUGCUUAAUCACAAUGAUGCACUCGAUUUGGAAAAGAAUGUUAAUAUAACAUCAAAUCCUGUAGACGAAUUUCUGGUAAUCCAAGAUACACCAGAUAAGCAACCCUUAACACAAGAAGCCUUCGCAGAAAUUAAACUAAAACCGCACAGCUACAGUUCUUUUGUCGAUGACGACAAUAAUGGCUCAAAUACGAAUUUAUCUUAUGAUAAGUAUCACAGCGACAAUGAUGAUGUUUUAAAUGAAUAUGACUCAAAUUUAGCAGGUACUGAUGAUACACUUGAUAAAACCCAACCAUCAACAGUCCACAAAAAUGCAGAAUUCUUGCCAAAGAAGAAACGUAAAUAUAUCAAGAAAGAUUUAAACUCUGAAAAGCUCUUAAAAAUCCGCAAGAAUCAAAUUGGUUUUAAAUACAAGUGUCCGCAAUGUCAACGAGAAUUCCAAUCCAGAUCGACCCUAUGUCAGCACGUAAAAGCCCAUGAUAAAAAGAAUCUACUGAAAUGUCCUGUGUGUCCAAGUCGCAUUUUCGGCGAAGGUUUAUUUAUUGCACAUGUCAUGUCACACGAAAAUGACACAUGCUUUCCCUGUCAGGUGUGUGGUAAAAUAUUUGAAUUCAAUGAGGAACGUAUCACACAUUGGAAAACUCACAUCAAGGAAAGGCCAUACGAUUGUAAAAUUUGUUAUCGCCGUUUUGCCCAAAAACCUAUACUCACGCGUCACAUGAAAUCUCAUAAGCAAUAAUGUGUUCAGAUUUCAUUUCAAUUGAUCGAAAUUUGAAUAGUUGGGCGAUAUAAAAAAAGAAGGAUGUAAAACUCAAUUUAGGCAUGAUGGUCGACGGCGUAUCUUAUAGCCCACUGCAAUCACACAUAAACUGCGAUAUAGGAAGAAGCUCCUCAAGGCACUAGCCGGCAGCAAUUGGGGUAUGGACAAAGAAACUUAGCUAACUACCUACAAAACGAUUGGUCUGUCAGUGGUCAACUAUGCUGCUCCUGUGUGGUCGUCUUCAUUGAGUGAUACUCAGUGGAGAAAUAUUCACAGUCUGUCUUCAAAUUACCUCCGAACACUAAUUUGAGGAGGAAACUAAGGUUCUACCAUCAACGUUAUGUUGACGCAACAGUUACUUUUGGAAUGUCAUCCAUACUUCGACAUCACACAGUUGGAGUUUCCCUCGAGACAUGUCAGACAAGACCUACGUAAAUUCGAGGAGAGCAUACACAGAGGUAUGUACAGAACACAUUUGAUCGCAGCUCGUAUAUGACAGCUUUGAACGACAUUCAUAGAGACGCCACCAAUUCCGCGGUAACAGGAUACCAUAAGAAUGUCGUACUUGGAGGUCUCCCCAUCACCGAUAGCAGACGCCGAGAAGAUUCUUCCGCGUAAAACAAGAGUCGUUCUGGCACAACUAAGAUCAUGAUGGAGCAACAGGCUUAAUGCCUUUUGGUCCCAUAAAGACCAUGCCGUCCUCAACUAAUGCCCAGUCGAAAUAGCACAAUUCCUUGGACUUGAACAUGCAGAACCCUCUAAUUAAAUAUUGUAAAAUUUAGAUAAUAGAAAAUAGAAAUGAACCUGUUCAUAUGGAAAUAGUAUUAAAUAUAAACCGGUUCAUGUAGAAAUAGUAUGAAAUUGAACCGAUUCAAAUAGACAUGGUAUGAAAUAUUAACCGGUUCACAUAGAUAUAUUACGAAAUAUGAAACGGUUUAUUUAGAAUAGUAUGACAAAUUAAUCGGUUUAUAGGGACUAGUUAGUAACAUGAACCGGUUUAUAUAGAAUAGUAAUAAACAUGAAUCUUUUUAUAUGGAAAA